GACAAACCAGUAGUUUGAAAAUGAAUGUUGUGUUACACAGAGUAGACUGAGGCCAGCAUAUUUUGGGUCUAGCCGCUGACUGAAUAGAGCGUGCUUAAGCAGACCGUAGCAGUCCAGAGAACCGGCAACCAGAACUGAAACAAGGAAUCUAAAGAGUUUGCUUCCAAGGAUGCACUUGAUCGUGUGUGAGCCCGCUGCCAUGUCCACAGCCGUGGUGAUGGACCCACCCAGGGACGACAGCAACUUGCAGUCAUCCUGUGGCACCGGGGACAGCAUCGCCUCACUGGAUGAUGUCACUAUGGAUUCCACAGCCAAUGAGUCAUCAGAGGAGGAGUCAGCUGGCGAGAGGGAAGCGGAGACUGGGGCCAACACUGAGCUCACCAACAAUCCCACAGACAUCCCUACUGGACGGCCCACACACACACAGACAGUGAGUGCCCAGCGGCCAGACUCUCUGUCCCUGGCGGUGGCUAAGCCGGACUUGUGGACAUCGUGCGGUGACGGGGAGGUGAAGCUGAGGAUGGGGGAGUCAGGCUUUGCCUCUGAGCCCCCACUCACCAUAGACCAGAUGUUUAAGACUUCUGUGGAGAGGUUUGGCAGCUACACUGCCCUGGGCUGGAAGGAGGGAGAGCAGACCAAGACAAUCAACUACCAGGAGUACUACCAGGCCUGCCGCACAGCUGCCAAAAGCUUCCUCAAGCUUGGCUUGGAGCGCUACCAUGGGGUCGGCAUUCUGGGCUUCAACUCUGCUGAGUGGUUCAUUUCUGACAUUGCUGCCAUUCUGGCUGGUGGGUUUGCAGUGGGCAUCUACACCACCAACUCCCCAGAGGCUUGCCAGUACGUAGCAGAGAACUGCAAGGCCAACAUCAUCGUGGUAGAGAAUCACAAGCAGCUGCAGAAGAUCCUACAGGUUCAAGACAAGCUGCCACACCUGAAAGCAAUUAUCCAGUACAAAGAUGCACUUAAAGAGAAGAGACCAAACCUCUACACGUGGGCGGAGUUUAUGGAGCUGGGCCGUGGUGAGCCCGACACACAGCUGGAUGACAUCAUCGCUAUCCAGAAGCCCAACCAGUGCUGCACACUGAUCUACACAUCAGGUACCACAGGCCAGCCCAAAGGAGUGAUGCUCAGCCACGACAAUCUAACAUGGACAGCGUUCGCAGUAGGCCGCUAUGUCAGGUUGACAGAAGCCACCAAGUCUCAGGAGAUAGUGGUCAGCUACCUGCCCCUCAGCCACAUCGCUGCUCAGAUGGUGGACAUCUGGGUCACCAUGAAGGUCGGAGGGGCAACAUACUUCGCCCAGCCAGACGCACUAAAGGGCUCUCUGGUUAACACGAUGAGAGAGGUGCGUCCCACAGCCUUCAUGGGCGUACCACGUGUCUGGGAGAAGAUGCAGGAGAAGAUGAAGUCCGUCGGGGCCAAGUCGUCCACCGUGCGCAGGAAGGUGGCAGUCUGGGCCAAAGGAGUGGGGCUGCAGACCAACCUCAGCAAGAUGAACCAGAAUGGAGCUAUGGCGAGGACACCCAUGAACUACCGCUUGGCCAAGAAGCUGGUGUUCAAGAAGGUCCGUAAGGCCCUGGGUCUGGACCGUUGCACCAAGUGUUACACAGGCGCCGCCCCCAUCACCAAGGACACCCUGGAGUUCUUCCUCAGCCUGGACAUCCCAGUGUACGAGCUGUACGGAAUGAGUGAGAGCACUGGACCUCACACCAUCUCUCUGCCCGAAGCAUUCCGCCUCACCAGUGUUGGGAAGUUGAUCCCUGGUUGUGAGACUAAGAUUAACAAUCCUGACGAGGAGGGCAACGGGGAGAUCUGCUUCUGGGGGCGCCACGUCUUCAUGGGCUACCUCAACCAGGCCGACAAGACAGAGGACGCCCUGGACGCUGAGGGCUGGCUACACUCUGGAGACCUGGGCAAACACGACGACAAUGGCUUCCUCUUCAUCACUGGACGCAUCAAAGAGCUGAUCAUCACAGCGGGUGGAGAGAACAUCCCUCCAGUGCCAAUUGAGGAUGCUGUGAAGGAGGCCGUGCCGCUGGUUAGCAAUGCCAUGCUCAUUGGAGACAAGAGGAAGUUCCUCGCCAUGCUGCUCACCAUUAAGUGCCAGGUGAACGGAGACACUGGUGCUCCUGAGGAUGAGCUGACGCCCGAGGCCAUAGAGCUGUGCCGGAAGCUGGGCAGCAACGCCACGCGAGUCUCAGAGAUCGCCGGUGGGCGUGACCGGGUCAUCCAUGCCGCUAUCCAGGAGGGUAUCAACCGCGUGAACGAGAAUGCCACCUCCAACGCCCAGCGCAUCCAGAAGUGGACCAUCCUAAACCAGGACUUCUCCAUCACCGGGGGAGAGCUGGGCCCCACUAUGAAGCUGAAGAGGCCGGUGGUCAUGAAGAUGUACAAAGAGCAAGUAGAGAAUUUCUACAAAGAGGUGGUGACCCCAAGCACCCCUGAUAACUCCCUGCCCCCCAAAUAGGCAUGGGACAAAUGCCCCUGCAGAGCAAUUCAGAGAAACACUACAAAAUACAUGCAGACAGAACAGUCUCUCUCUCACACAUACACCACCUCUUACAGACAACCACUCCCUGUUCAGUUCCUGUUUCUCUCCUGUGAAAAUGUUUUGCUAGCUUCCUCCUUUCAUUAUUGGGUUUUUAUUUACAUUUGUGGGUGUUGUAAAGACAAAAUAUAAGGAAAAACAUCCAUGAGAAGCCAUUGUAAGCCAUUAGGAUUUUUUAAAAAGAUUAGUUGUUGAUAAGCUGAUUUCAACUAUUUAUUUGUAUUAUUGUGAUGAAGAACAAUAAUAUACGAUAGAUGAAGUGCAGUUGUAUGUGAUGAGGCAUUGUUCAUUUACUGUGAUACUUGCGACUAAAUGGCAUAGAAUCCAAAAAGUCCAUAGGAAAUGGUAGGAGAAUCUUGGGGAAAAGUGUUACUCACAAUUUUUAUUUUUGCCAAAGUCAGAAAUUACUUGGACCAAAUACACACAUUGUAUGAGAAAUAAUUAUUGAGCUGAAAACUGUAGAUGCAAGUUUUUAUUCACAUCCAGUGUUUGCUGGCCUGGAUUAAAAAUAAAAGACGAAGUAAAAUGACAGGGAAAGAAAACACAUUGUUCUAUUUAUUAUUGUUGUAUUGUUUUGCUCUGUCUGCGUUGGUCUGGUUUCAGAGUUUUGUUGUAUUGUUUUGCUCUGUCUGCGUUGGUCUGGUUUCAGAGUUUUGAUGAAAGUGCAUCUAUCAUUGUGUUGUAGCUCCUAAAUCGUGCAGUUCUGCAAUAAAAACACAAGACAAGCCCUGGGACAUCCAAUGACAAAUUAAGUUGUAGAUUUUGUUAAAGCCUUGGCGCCAUAAGCACAUGGCACAAUGUUGAACUUCUGCACCUACCUUAUCCUCAAGAGAGCAUCCAAAUUAAUUUCUUCAUGCUAUGGAACCAUAUCAUUCAAGCCAUAUUAGUUUAGCCUUAUGUUUUGUAUCCAAUGCGUUCUAUGUAUUCUGAUAGUCUGUGUCAUACAGCCUACAUAAUUGCCUGGUCUUGUUGGAAUGUUUUAUAACAAUUCUGUGUAAAAUUGCUGUGACAAUUGUUAAAUACUGUAAAUAUGUUUUGCUUACAUUUCCUCUUCUCUGGUCUUUAUUAGGACCAUUUUAUUACAUUGAAUAGUUUCAGAGAAUUUGUUAGUCUACAGAUCAUCAGUCUUGUCUAUAAGUGUGAAAUUAUCCACCACUUUCCUCACGCAUACCUGCACAACGCAGACGCGUGUGAUCAGAAAAUAUUUUGGUCCUUGCACCACUGAAUUUGUCUUUCUGAAAACCGGUUCAUUACAUGUUCUCUGGAGUAAGCUUCAAUCUAAACAGAAGAGAAUACAGAGGAAAUUGAAUAGCUUUUCAAAAUAAGCAUUCAUCCUGAAACAUUGUAGAUCCAAUCAUACUUAAGACAGGUGUGGACUGGUGUUCGCUCUUAUUACACUGCAAAUACUCUCCCUAAACUCCAUAUAUAUAUGCUGAGUGGAAUUUCAAAAACCAUGUAUCUGUCUCUGUUACCUACUGUACAUGUUAUGAGAACUUGUGGACUUCUGUGUCUUAUUACUGGUUAAGUGUAUUUGGGCCACUUGUCAGACCUUUGAAUCAGUACUUGCAAAACAUACUCCCAGGUACAUUAGAAUAGGAAGAAAUUAGUUUAAUUUGUGAUUCUAAGACUUUUGCUUCCAGCACCUUUGACCAUUAUCUUUGAUGAAAUACUUGAAUUUGAAGAGACGUUUAAAAAUAACUAAGUCCUAAUACAAUCCAAAGAUCGCAUUUGUAAACAGUUGCCACUAACAUUCCAUUGUCUCAGACGAAAGUAGGUCAAGCCCUUUGCAGUUUGUAGAGAUGUUAGAGGGCUUCCAUAUUCAGCAGAGAGAAGCUCAACAACUGGAAACCCAUGUUGAUGUUUCAGGAAGACCUGUAAAUAAACUAUUAGCUUACCAAGA
Coregonus clupeaformis (lake whitefish) is the source of this 4448-nucleotide messenger RNA. RefSeq names its product acyl-CoA synthetase bubblegum family member 2 (gene acsbg2). Gene Ontology annotation, molecular function: long-chain fatty acid-CoA ligase activity. Gene Ontology annotation, cellular component: membrane; endoplasmic reticulum. Bases 170 to 2467 code for a protein of 765 amino acids. The transcript has 15 exons. NCBI's taxonomy places the organism in Eukaryota, Metazoa, Chordata, Actinopteri, Salmoniformes, Salmonidae. The record is from RefSeq and is a predicted model, not a curated record.